GCGGACAGUCCUGCCAGUCAUUCCUCUGUGCCCGCCCCUUCCGGUUCCGCGCUAUCCCCUGGUUCUCUCUGGUUCCGUUUUAUCCGCGGUGACGGCGGCUCUCUGGUUGAAAGUCACUUUGAGGAAAGAAGAAGCUCGGGUGUCUUCGUUGCCGAGAAGAGAAAAUGGCAGAAAGUAUCAAGACUAAGCUGGAAAACUAUAAAACGGCCCCAUUUGACAGCCGGUUUCCCAACCAAAACCAAACCCGCAACUGCUGGCAGAAUUACCUUGAUUUCCAUCGCUGUGAGAAAGCCAUGGCAACCAAGGGUGAAGAUCCUUAUGUCUGCCAGUGGUACAAGAGGGUAUACAAGUCCCUUUGCCCUGUUUCUUGGGUUACCGCCUGGGAUGAACGUAUAGAAGAGGGGACCUUUCCUGGUAAGAUCUGAUAAUCUCACGUCUGCCGACUGCGCUUCUUCUCAGGACACUGUUGUGCUGCUGAGUUGCCUCUGCGUGGUGACUCUGAAGGAUCAUCUGAAGUAUCUCAUCUCUCCAGUUCUUAUCCACUUGAGCGUCCAGCAUCAUUCAACAGUGCAGAGUCUUGGAUGUUGCCAUUUCUAAUUAAAGGGAUGAAACCUGA
Messenger RNA from Hemicordylus capensis (graceful crag lizard), 616 nucleotides. RefSeq names its product cytochrome c oxidase subunit 6B1. Bases 165 to 425 code for a protein of 86 amino acids. The record is from RefSeq and is a predicted model, not a curated record. The transcript is spliced from 4 exons. Gene Ontology annotation, cellular component: mitochondrion; mitochondrial inner membrane; respiratory chain complex IV. Lineage: Eukaryota; Metazoa; Chordata; Lepidosauria; Squamata; Cordylidae.